This is a messenger RNA of Porites evermanni, 674 nucleotides long. NCBI's taxonomy places the organism in Eukaryota, Metazoa, Cnidaria, Anthozoa, Scleractinia, Poritidae. The record is from the annotation of a GenBank genome assembly.
AUGGAAAAGCCACGUAGCAUUACACCACAAGAGAGGGCUAAGCAAUAUCCCGGGAAGUUCCAUGCAGAUAACAAUCUCUUAUUUUGUUCAACUGUGAUGUUGUUGUGGAUCACCACCCAAAGUCAAUUCUUGACAAGCACCUUUCAGCUGUUUCACACAUCAAGCAAAUGGAUGAAUCCUCUUUGAAGCAAGCGAAACAACAGACAUUGAAGACUUCAUUCAAGUGCAAAGCUCCAGCUCAUGAAUAGAAAGUGAAAGUCUGCCAUGAGUGGAUAAGGGCGUGUGCUGCUGCAAACAUACCGCUAAACAAAUCAGAAAAUCCUACAAUGCGUGAAUUUCGAUCUUCUCUCCCGUGUAGUCAAUUGUGGCGCAAUCCCUAAGGGCACACAGCUUCAGGACCACUUAUUAGAUGUUUAUGAGUUAGAAAAGGAAAAACUUAAGCAGAAAAUAAAAGAGGCAAAAUUGUUGAAAAUAAAAGAGGCAAUGUUGCCAUAAUGGUAGACGAGCUUGGCAAUGACAAUGGUCAUUGUGUAAUAGACAUUAUGGCGACAAUUCUGGACUUCGACAAGCUUUCUCCCAGUGGCAGAAACAUUGCUGACGGGUUAGAUACCCACUUUGUGACAGAAACAAAUAACAAGACUGUGUCCCAAGCAGUUGUUAAAGCCUAUCAAUGA